This is a messenger RNA of Camelus dromedarius (Arabian camel), 1948 nucleotides long. RefSeq names its product G protein-coupled receptor 108 (gene GPR108). Bases 41 to 1684 code for a protein of 547 amino acids. Gene Ontology annotation, biological process: transport. Lineage: Eukaryota; Metazoa; Chordata; Mammalia; Artiodactyla; Camelidae. The record is from RefSeq and is a predicted model, not a curated record. Gene Ontology annotation, cellular component: membrane; Golgi apparatus. The transcript is spliced from 18 exons.
GGCGCCAGAGGCGGUGUCAGGGGAGGAGGUGGCUCCAGAGAUGGCAGUGAGCGAGAGGAGGGGGCUCGCCCUCCGCAGCCCCGCGGAGUGGGGACACCGGCUACUUCUGCUGCUGCUGUUGGGCGGCUGCUCUGGGCGCAUCCACCGGCUAACGCUGACAGGGGAGAAGCGAGCAGACAUUCAGCUGAACAGUUUCGGCUUCUACACCAACGGCUCCCUGGAGGUGGACCUGAGCCUCCUGCGGCUGGGCCUCCCGGAGACAGAAGAGAAAGCCCCGCUGGUGGGGUUCAGUCUGACCCGCGUUCGAUCUGGCAGCAUUCGCUCCUACUCAAGCCAGGACUCCCACGACUGUCCUCUCUGGAAGAACAGUAGCAACUCCCUGGUUCUCUUCCUCAUCAACACCAAGGAUCUGCAGGUCCAGGUGCGAAAGUAUGGGGAGCAGAAGAAGCUCUUCAUCUCUCCUGGGCUCCUCCCCCAAGAGCCCUCCGAACUGGGGCUCCCGAAGUCAGAGCACGCGAUCACCCCCAAGGUGGACAGCGGGACCACCACUGCCCCCAACAAGGCCAAGUUGAAACCCACAAUGUCACAAGGAGACCAACAGGGCGUCAGUAGGAAAGACCAGGAGCUGGUGUUGGGCCUGGGCCAUCUCAAUAACUCCUACAACUUCAGUUUCCACGUGGUGAUCGGCUCCAGGGCCGAGGAAGGCCAGUACAACCUCAACUUCCACAACUGCUACAACUCCGUGCCCGGACGGGAGCAGCCGUUCGACAUCACGGUAAUGAUCCGGGAGAAGAACCCCGAGGGCUUCCUGUCGGCUGCGGAAAUCCCCCUCUUCAAGCUCUACAUGAUCAUGUCCGCCUGCUUCCUGGCUGCCGGCAUCUUCUGGGUGUCCGUCCUCUGCAAGAACACGUACAAUGUCUUCAAGAUCCACUGGCUCAUGGCCGCCCUGGCUUUCACCAAGAGCAUCUCCCUCCUCUUCCACAGUAUCAACUACUACUUCAUCAACAGUCAGGGCCACCCCAUCGAAGGCCUCGCUGUCAUGCACUACAUCACGCAUCUGCUGAAGGGCGCCCUCCUCUUCAUCACCAUCGCCUUGAUCGGCUCCGGCUGGGCCUUCGUCAAGUACGUCCUGUCUGACAAGGAGAAGAAGAUCUUCGGGAUUGUGAUCCCACUGCAGGUCCUGGCCAACGUGGCCUACAUCGUCAUGGAGUCCCGAGAGGAGGGCGCCAGCGACUAUAGGGUCUGGAAGGAGAUCCUCUUCCUGGUGGAUCUCAUCUGCUGCGGCACCAUCCUCUUCCCCGUGGUCUGGUCCAUCCGGCACCUCCAGGACGCAUCUGGCACUGACGGGAAGGUGGCAGUGAAUCUGGCCAAGCUGAAGCUGUUCCGGCAUUACUACGUCAUGGUCAUCUGUUACAUCUACUUCACGCGGAUCAUCGCCAUCCUGCUGCGGGUGGCCGUGCCCUUCCAGUGGCAGUGGCUGUACCAGCUCUUGGUGGAGGGCUCCACUCUCGCCUUCUUCGUGCUCACGGGCUGCAAGUUCCAGCCCGCAAGGGAUAACCCGUACCUGCAGCUGCCCCAGGAGGACGAGGAGGACGUGCAGAUGGAGCAAAUAAUGACAGAUUCUGGGUUCCGGGAAGGCCUGUCCAAGGUCAACAAAACGGCCAGCGGGCGAGAACUGUUAUGAUGAUGUCCCCACCUCGGACAGUCCUUCGUCCUCCUUCGUCCUCUCCUCACACGUUCCUCACUGUAGCAUCUCCCAGAGCGCGGCUGGGAGGAGGAGGAGGGGGCCAGUGCUCGUACGGCGCCCAGCUCCCCGAGACCCGAGUUCCUGGAGCCUGUCCCGAAGAAGACAGACAGCCUCCCACCGCCUCAAGUGCUGAGCAGCCCUGUCCCCACCCGGGACCACCCCCUACUUGCAGCUGUACAAUGAUGACCAGUCUGUUUUCCU